GUAUAUAUCAUUUUUAAAAGAUAUUUAAAUUUACUUUGAACAAUACACAGUGAUAAAGAUAACCACAUCUGGAGUUAAAAAAUUGAGAAAUAUGUUAUUUGUCUGGCUGUUUUACUACUUGAUAACAAUUAUGAACUAUUACAGUUUGUCAUAUACGGUGGGCUGGGCUCUUCAAAGGGCUUCUGCAAAUGGGCAUAAUAAUUGUCAGACAUUCUGUUGAACUAGUGUGGUUAGGAUCUACUAACAUUGCCUAUGACACAUGCAAGGGAAGAUAAAAGCAGAGAUGGACAUCUGUGAGGAUUCCUUGUGCACAGCUCCACUCUCCAAUGGGACAGGUAUUUUUGACAAUUACUCUUAUGACUAUCCAAAUGAGUCAUGGAUAUUCCUUGAAGAGGAUGAAUCUGAGAAGUUUGGAGGGUUUUUUUCUGGAGUUUUAUACUGUCUGGUAUUCAGCCUGAGCCUGAUUGGAAACAGCCUGUUGCUGUGGGCUUUGCUGAAGCACGAGGACAAGACCAAGGCCUGGAACAUCUUCCUCCUCAACCUCACUGUAUCUGACCUGCUCUUCACCAUGCCCCUUCCCUUCUGGGCCGUAUAUCAAUUCCACCAGUGGGUUUUCGGAGAUCUGGCCUGUAAGCUUCUCAGUGGUGUCUUCUUCAUUGGCCUCUACAGCUACAUGUUCUUCUUGGUGGUGAUCACCAUUGACCGCUAUGGUGCUGUUGUGACCUCUACAUAUUCCUGGCAGACCCGGAGGCCACUUCAUGCUCACUUUGUGAGCGGGGGGGUCUGGCUUGUGUGCACUGCUGCCAGCAUCCCGGAUGUGAUCUUUUCCGAGACGAUGGAGACCCUGGGGGGCACAGUUUGUGCAGGCACACCCCGACCACUCCAUGUAGAGUUGUUGAUGUAUUGUAUUCAAAUUCUGCUGUUCUUCCUGGUACCCUUCUCAGUCAUCAUGUUCUGUUAUACGAAGAUGUGGACAAUUAUUGUGAGGUGCCGUUCAAGUCAGAAGCACAAGGCUGCAAAGCUCAUACUGGGCAUUGUCAUUGGGUUCUUUGUUUGUUGGGCUCCCUACAAUGUUCUCUUCUUCCUGUUCUCACUAAAGUCCCUGGGCUGGGAUGCACUGGUGUUGGAGAAGCUCCACUAUGCUUACUACAUCUGCCACUGCCUGGCAUACUGCCACUGCUGUCUCAACCCCAUCUUUCACAUCUUUGGCAGCAGGAAAUUUCGGACUUACUUCUUCCUCAUUUCUGGUUCCUCAAGUCACCAGCUGUGGAGACAAAAUAACAUAACUUCUCGCAGUAGCAACCAAAGAAUGUCUGUCUCAAAUCAGACAUUUGUGUGAUGUCCUGAGUUGAGUAAAGAGCUGGUCAUGCAGGCUAUGAGGCUAUCUACCCACUGAUAAAAUUUUCCAGAAAUAAGAUAUGUUCAUGUAGUGGACAGUUUAUGGACCUGCAAUUUUGUCAAACAAGUUUCCAGUUCAAAUUGCUUGCUGUUUUAACUUUAAUGAAGGUAUUUUGGUAAAAAUAUUCUUAAGUGUAUAAAUGGAUAACGUGCAAAAUAUGCACCAAGUAACAGCAAUUUAAUGUAAUUUAAAAAGAAGAACAAAGGCUUCAUAAAACAUCACUCCAGCUAUCAUGCAAAUGAUAACACAGCCCUCUGAAACAUUUAUUGCAGGUGCCCAACAGAUGUAAAAUAACUUUACAUAAAAACUUACAGAUACACAUGGUCCAGUUAGAUGAAAAGGGGGAAGACCAACAUGAAGAGAUUUGCAGUUUAACUAGAUAUAUAGAUCAUUUCUGACUGUGUUGAGCACACUCAGACGCAUACACACACUGUCUGAAACCACUUGUUCCAAGCCUAACCUGACAACACAG
This is a messenger RNA of Scleropages formosus (Asian bonytongue), 1871 nucleotides long. Its product is annotated as chemokine XC receptor 1-like. Gene Ontology annotation, molecular function: C-C chemokine receptor activity; C-C chemokine binding. Gene Ontology annotation, cellular component: external side of plasma membrane; membrane. Lineage: Eukaryota; Metazoa; Chordata; Actinopteri; Osteoglossiformes; Osteoglossidae. Gene Ontology annotation, biological process: cell chemotaxis; positive regulation of cytosolic calcium ion concentration; G protein-coupled receptor signaling pathway. The record is from RefSeq and is a predicted model, not a curated record. The transcript is spliced from 2 exons. The coding region runs from base 260 to 1339 and encodes 359 amino acids.